Molecule: messenger RNA, 375 nt
Organism: Centruroides sculpturatus (bark scorpion)
Lineage: Eukaryota; Metazoa; Arthropoda; Arachnida; Scorpiones; Buthidae
Product: helix-loop-helix protein 1-like
Exons: 1
Coding region: 1-375 (124 amino acids)
Biological process (GO): regulation of transcription by RNA polymerase II
Molecular function (GO): RNA polymerase II cis-regulatory region sequence-specific DNA binding; protein dimerization activity; DNA-binding transcription factor activity, RNA polymerase II-specific
Source: RefSeq, a predicted model, not a curated record
AUGUAUUCUUAUCCGGUAGAACAUCUUCCAGCAGACAACAGCAUGGACGGCCAGACAAACGGAAUCCAUAUCCUUCAAGAAGUGGUUCCGGGACAAACGGGAGAUUCAGGAGAUUCGGGAAACGGCCGACGAUCCAGAGAAUCUCUAGGGCAUCUCAGUAGAGAAGAGAGGAGGAGGAGGAGAAGAGCGACGCAAAAAUAUCGCCUAGCACACGCAACUAGGGAAAGGAUACGAGUAGAAGCCUUUAACAUAGCUUUUGCCGAACUUCGUAGGCUACUGCCCACUCUACCACCCGAUAAGAAACUCUCCAAAAUUGAGAUUCUACGUUUAGCCAUCUGUUACAUCGCUUAUUUGAACGAUGUUCUGGACGUUUGA